Molecule: messenger RNA, 417 nt
Organism: Corticium candelabrum
Lineage: Eukaryota; Metazoa; Porifera; Homoscleromorpha; Homosclerophorida; Plakinidae
Product: NTF2-related export protein 2-like
Exons: 3
Coding region: 1-417 (138 amino acids)
Biological process (GO): poly(A)+ mRNA export from nucleus
Cellular component (GO): nuclear pore central transport channel
Source: RefSeq, a predicted model, not a curated record
AUGGCAUUGCGUGGAACUACGACUGCUGCUGCUGCUUCUGUCGAUCAAGCGACUUCUGCCGGCGAAGAAUUCGCUAAGAUUUUUUACGAGACGAUGGACAAACGCAGACAUGUUCUUGCUCAUCUCUAUACUGAUGCCUCAACUGUUGUUUGGAAUGGGAAUGCAUGCAAGGGUCUGGAGCCGGUUAUUAACUUUUUACAGUCACUGCCAUCGAGUACGCACACGUUGACGUCACUCGACUGUCAGCCGGUUCCAGAUGCUGCAUCUCCUGGUCAAACUUCCAUUCUUGUGGUCACUGAAGGUUGGGUGAAGUAUGAUGGACAUGACGACGAGAGUUUCUCUCAGAACUUUCUAUUAGCCGAACAGAGCGGAGUGUGGAAAAUAGUGUCAGACUGCUUUCGAUUUAUAGACGCGUAA